UGUUUGUGUGAGUUCAGAGCUCGAGAGUCUUCUGUUGUGUAGUAAGGCUGCUUUCACUUUAUUAUCCGUAACUGCUAGGCAGCCCAUGUGAGGCCCCAUUCCAUUGCUCGUUGCUGUCUCAAUGUGCUCCUUAUCAUCCCUCCCAAAAAUUUCAGAUCUCCUGCUUGAAUCCACUUUCACCGUUUGAUAUUGAAUUCUUGAUGCCUCCACUUCAUUCAUUGUAUAUACAUUCAAAUCUCACCUACCUCUCUUAGAUCCUAUAAUACAUCCUAAUCUCACCUACCUCUUCCAAAUCCAAACCCCCUUUUGAUCUCCCAUGCCUUGAUUCUUGUUCCAAAAUCAUGGCCAAAUUUCUUUGGAUUUUCUCUGCUCUUAUCUUCCUAACUAUCCCAGUUUCAUCCCAGCUGAACCAGCUCUUCUUUCCUGGAUUCAAAGCUGCUGCCACCAACUUAACCUUAAACGGCAACGCUAAUAUCCAGAAAACCGGGAUUCUUGAGUUAACCAACGAGACCAGUCGGUUAAUGGGCCAUGCCUUCUAUGCCUCUCCUUUUCAGUUCAAGAACUCCACCGAUGGUAAAGCUUUCUCUUUCUCCACCUCCUUUGCUUUUGCUAUAGUCCCAGAGUAUCCAAAGCUCGGAGGCCAUGGCAUGGCUUUCACAAUCGCACCCUCCAAGAAUCUGAAAGCUCUGCCCAGCCAGUACUUGGGACUUCUUAACGCCAGCGAUCUGGGAAAUUUUUCCAACCAUCUCUUCGCGGUUGAAUUCGACACCGUCCAAGACUUCGAGUUCGGAGACAUCAACGACAACCAUGUCGGCAUCGACAUCAAUAGCUUAACCUCCAACGACUCCGCCGUCGCAGCGUAUUUCACUGACAAUUCAACCAAACAAGAUCUUAACCUCAAGAGUGGGAAAGCUAUUCAGGUGUGGAUCGACUACGAUUCAGUUCAAAAUGUUCUCAACGUAACGAUUUCGCCGUCUUCUUCAAAACCCAGAAAGCCAAUCUUGUCAUUUCCGGUAGAUCUCUCACCGAUCCUCCAAGAAUUUAUGUUCGUUGGGUUCUCUGCUUCAACGGGUUUGCUCGCUAGCUCACACCACCUCUUGGGCUGGAGCUUUAAGAUUAACGGGCAAGCUCCAGCCCUUGAUCUCUCUUCUCUGCCUUCUCUACCAGGACCCAAGAAGAAACACACAGCUCUUACAGUAGGAGUUUCUGUUGCAGCUAUUAUUCUUGCACUAGCUGCAAUCUCCGUUGCCAUUUACCUCUUCAGAAAGACAAAAAACGCCGACAUAAUCGAAGAUUGGGAGCUUGAACUAGGCCCACAUCGGUACUCUUACCCGGAACUGAAGAAAGCAACCAAUGGUUUCAAAGAAAAAGAGCUACUCGGGCACGGUGGAUUCGGUCGAGUUUACAAAGGGACGCUUCCAAAGUCGAAGAUCCAAGUUGCGGUUAAGAGAAUCUCGCACGAUUCCAAACAGGGUCUGCCUGAGUUCAUCUCGGAAAUCGCUAGCAUCGGUCGGCUUCGCCACCGGAAUUUGGUUCAAUUAUUGGGUUGGUGUCGCAGAGGAGGUGAUCUUCUUCUUGUAUAUGAUUUUAUGGCUAAUGGGAGUUUAGAUAAGUUCUUGUUUGAUGAGCCACAAAGAGUUCUCAGUUGGGAGGAAAGGUUCAAUAUCAUAAAGGGUGUCGCUUCUGGGCUUCUGUAUUUACACGAAGGCUAUGAACAGGUUGUGAUUCACAGAGACGUGAAGGCCAGCAAUGUGUUGCUAGACAGCGAGCUCAACGGAAGACUAGGCGAUUUCGGGCUUGCGAGAUUGUACGAGCACGGGGCAAACCCGAGCACCACCCGGGUCGUCGGCACUCUCGGGUAUCUUGCACCGGAGCUGCCUAGAACAGGCAAGGCCACAGCGGGGUCCGAUGUGUAUGCAUUUGGCGCACUUUUGCUAGAGGUUGUCUGUGGGCGCCGGCCGAUUGAGCCCAAGGCAAUGCCGGAAGAGUUAGUUUUGGUGGAUUGGGUGUGGGACAGGUUCUUAGAAGGGAGGUUCCUUGAUGUGGUGGACUCCCGGCUGAAUGGGCAGUACGACGAAGGUGAGGUGGUGAUGGUGUUGAAGCUAGGGCUGAUGUGUUCAAAUAAUGCGCCGGUAGCACGGCCGAGCAUGCGGCAUGUGGUGAUGUAUUUGGAAGGAGAGGCUGAGAUCUUGGACGACUUGAGAGCACCGGGCGAGUACAAUGGAGGUAAGGGUCAUGUGGAGGGGUUCGAAGAUUUUGUGCACUCAUUUCCGUCUUCGUCGUACGGUAAUAUGAGCUCCGCCGCGUUCGCGAGGAAUAGAGGUAUGGAGAAUAGUUUUGCUUCUCUUUCGUCUUCGUCUCUCUCCCUACUCGAUGGGAGAGGAGGGGUGACCAGGUAGUAGUAAUGGUCAAUUUUCUUUCUUUUCUUUUCUUUUUUCUUUUAUUAUUAUUAUUACUAUUACUUAUUUUCUUCUGAGGUUCCAUUUGAUUUGCUCGAAAAUUUUCCAAAAAAUAUGUGACUUCAAGAAAAAAAAAAUGUAAACAAACUCACAUCCAAAUGCUUGAGUUUCCUAUAAUGCAUAUAUAUAGGUUUUAUUUUUGCUA
Molecule: messenger RNA, 2604 nt
Organism: Alnus glutinosa
Lineage: Eukaryota; Viridiplantae; Streptophyta; Magnoliopsida; Fagales; Betulaceae
Product: L-type lectin-domain containing receptor kinase S.4-like
Exons: 1
Coding region: 342-2399 (685 amino acids)
Biological process (GO): protein phosphorylation
Cellular component (GO): plasma membrane
Molecular function (GO): protein kinase activity; carbohydrate binding; ATP binding
Source: RefSeq, a predicted model, not a curated record